Molecule: messenger RNA, 243 nt
Organism: Symbiodinium natans
Lineage: Eukaryota; Dinophyceae; Suessiales; Symbiodiniaceae
Source: the annotation of a GenBank genome assembly
GUAUGGCCUGCCGCUGCACGCCGCCUCACUGGGAGACCUGGAGGGCUGCAAGAAUCUGGCGCCCGUGGUGGAGGCCUGGCUGCAGCAGCUCCUGGAGGCCAAAGAUGUGCCAGCCUUUGCCCUGGCCACCGCCUACCUCGCAGCCAGUACAGUCAAGCAUGCCCUCCUGGUUGCUGAGGAGGAGGAAGCCUCCGCCAGCACCUUCAGUGCCUUGGCCACAGCAGCCCUGGAUGGUCUCAAGGG